Molecule: messenger RNA, 3192 nt
Organism: Solea solea (common sole)
Lineage: Eukaryota; Metazoa; Chordata; Actinopteri; Pleuronectiformes; Soleidae
Product: zinc finger protein 287-like
Exons: 7
Coding region: 317-2914 (865 amino acids)
Biological process (GO): regulation of transcription by RNA polymerase II
Cellular component (GO): nucleus
Molecular function (GO): RNA polymerase II cis-regulatory region sequence-specific DNA binding; DNA-binding transcription activator activity, RNA polymerase II-specific
Source: RefSeq, a predicted model, not a curated record
CUUCCGUUAAAUUAACCUCAACUAAAACGUUGGAAGGAAAACCAGAUGAAAGUGUUAACAUUGUAAUUUUAAAUCAUAUACGUUUUUGAAAUGUAUUGUAAUUAGUAGUUAAUGUUGCUUGAGGUGACGUAAUGUUGGUUUAAAGAGACGAGACACAACCCGGAACGGAAAAAACCGCCACCGCCGGACGGAUAAUACAGUCCAGAUUCCGUCACACAUGAAUCGUUUGCUUUCCCAAAAAAACAAACUAAGGAGUGAAUUUUGUUCUCAUUUUCACUGCUGAACCGACAUUUUACUGCCCAACCGACAACUGCGGAUGAAAAAGAUGAGGGACAAUUUAAAGGGAAACCGUCCUCGUCUUCCUCUCUCCGCUCUUCGUCUCCUGGUCUCACCGGUCCGUCUGGUCUCUGCAGCAGUCUGGCAGACCGUAGAGCAGAAGGCAGUGGCUCAUUAUGGGGUGCUGGAGGAGUUUGUUUCCAUGGUUACAGACCUUGUCCCGGAGCUGCUCACCACCCGACAGAGGGCCCAACUGGUCCUGGGCCUGAGAGCGCGGCUCAUUCUGGAGUUAUGUCAGUGUGAAGAUUCCGCUCACUCAGAGGUUGUUCAGCCUCACCUGGACAGGAUGCAGACGCUAAUCCAGGCCUGUGUAAAGGAGGCUGGAACCACAAAUGUAGACGUGCCAAACUCAGACUUUGUGGAUUUUGUGAAAGACAUGUUGAAAGAUCCAGAGACGAGAGACAACUUCUAUGAGACAGUUUUCCCUGAAGAGUUUGGUCCUGCGUUUGACGAAGCUCUGUGCACUCUGACAUCGCUGCUUCUGUGCAGACUGGAGAAGUUUCUUCCUCUUCACACUUUCCAACAGGUUGCCUCCAUGUUUGGCGACGUGUCAUCAGUUCUGCAGGACUGUAUGGCGCCCGUGUCUCAGGGGGACGAGCUUAGAAUCGUCCUGCAGUAUCACAAAGAAAACAGUCAGCUUGACCACAAUGACGGUUCCUUGGAUGGUGCCUGUAUUAUUUCAGCUCUCAAACUUCACUCUGUAAAAACAACAGUGGCGCGUAGAAAACACGCACAAGACGCCAUCUUGGAUCAAGUUCCAUCACACACGGGGACUGAGGUCGUACCAUCGUCUCGUACAACGCAAACAAACACCGACACAAUCCCGCAGUGUCGCCCGGUUGAGAUAAAACUUCACAAAACUAACUUUGCACCUGGAGACAUUAUUGAAAGCAUCACAAGACGUCUCGGCACAUCGCCGUCGACACAGCUCCGACCCGUGAGACAAAACGGAGGUCUGAAGAUGAAAACGCUUCUACUUCAAGAGAAAGGAGGACUUUGCGAAGAGGACAAACAAACGUCUCCCUGCAAAUGGGUUGUAUCGGUCAACGAGGAUCCAAGCAUCUCCAGGAACGACUCGGCAGAAACGGCUCCUGGCGCUGAUUGCAGUGACGAUGACUCGUGGUCUUACUAUUCGGACGAUGACCCUUCCCGUCGCAGUUCCAGUUCGUCUGAUUCUUGGUCUUACUACUCGGACGCCGCCUCGUCUUUGGCGUCUCCUGGUAAAACUCCGACUGAUUCACUGUCCUGCUCCUCAAAUGAGGACCUUUCCUUCAACGGUCCGAAAACUUUAUCCUCUUCAGAAAUAAACCCCGGAAUCCCCGACACGGAUUUUGUGGAACGGCUAAAACCGUACAACGCUCACUGCCUUCUCUGCAAGGAGCUCAUUAACACAAGUUUGAAAGCUCACAUGAAAACGCACUUCCCCUCGGAGAACUACACCUGCCCCUUCUGCAACAAAACAUUCAAGCUCUACAUGUCUCUACAGAGGCACUUACGGGGAAGCUGCUCAGAUUCUACGAGGCAGCAGAUCAUUGUGGAGAAACCUAAAGUCGCCAAGAACCUUUACAAAUGUGACAAAUGCCAAGAUGCGUAUUAUGACGAUUUUUCCCUGGCCAGGCACAAAAUAACCCACCACGAGUUGUACUGCAGCGUGUGCAGGAGGGUGUUACGAGACGCGGCGACGUUGGCGAGACACAAGGCGUCGCACACCACGUUUCAGUGCAUCCGCUGCGAGGAGACCUUCACCGUGUUAACGCUGUUACUCAGACACUGCGAGAGGGUCCACCGACUCAGCAGACCGUUCAAAUGCAUCCACUGCCCCAAGACGUUCCCCAGGCUCCGCGCCCUGAUCCUCCAUGAGGGGAGACACACGGGUCACCUGCCGUUCCAGUGCGCCCAGUGCGGCUCUCGAUUCCGGAGUCACACGGAUCUCGUUUACCACGAACGCGUCCACACGAGGGAGAGGCCAUGCCUGUGUCCGGUGUGCGGAAAGACGUAUUCCCAGAACUCCAGCCUGAGGCGUCACCUGAAAGUCGUCCACAGUGAGUUUCGUAACGAAAAGAAGCAUUCCUGCUCGCAGUGUGAGAAGUCCUUCAAGGAGAAAGAAUCGCUGAAGAAGCACGAGCAGACCGUCCACCUCAACGAGGGAUCGCAGAAGACGCACCAGCAGAGCAGCCACCUCCAUGAGGGAUCGCUGAAGAAGCACCAGCGGGGAAGCCACGUGAUACGGUUUCCGUGUCAAAUCUGUGGGAAGUUGUUGUCCCAGUCGUCGGUCGUCAGACACAAACUGAUCCACACGGGAGAGAGACCGUAUAAAUGCACGGUGCCCAGAUGUGACAAGAACUUCCGGUCAGGGACUGAGGUGAAGAUUCACAUCCUCCUGCAUCAUACGUCGGAGAGGCCGUUCAAAUGCAACGUCUGUGGAAAGGGCUUCAUAAGGCUGGGAUUUCUCAACGAACACACUAAAAUACACUCGGGAGAAAAGACGUUUGUUUGUCCCGUAUGCGGGAAAGCUUUCCUCAAGCUCUACCUCAUGAGGGCACACAAAAAGAAGGUUCAUGCAUUUGCUAAACAGUGAAUCUAAGGCCCCGGUCACACCUGGUAUUAAACCAGAACUAUGCAGGACCCUGAUUAAACCGUCAUUGUGAUGGUUAAAUGUCUUGUUGUAGGGAGAUAGGGGGCUGUCUCCACUGACCCCUACUGGCUGUUCGAGUAAAACCAGACGUCAGCAGAUCAGGUUCUGUUUUUCCACUGUGGGCAGGGUCAACUGCCGUGACUUUGUUUUUAUAUGCAGUUAUUUUCCAUGUACUGAAUCAUCAGAAUCGGUUAAUUAAAAAGAUUCGCCAUCUAGAUCAA